AUGCAGCUGAACAUCAUCGUUGUUGGAGCCGGGCUUGGAGGCCUUUCUGCCGCGAUUUGUCUCGCAAGAAAAGGACACAAGGUCACGGUUCUAGAGCGAAAUGCAGGCCUCUCGGAGUACGGUGCUGGCAUCCAGCUUAGUCCUAAUGCGACGAGGCUUCUUGAUGCUUGGAAUUUAAGCGGCGCUUUUCGCGAGUAUUGCAACGUGCCAAAAGUGUCCGUGGCCAGGAGAUUCGCCGACGACGCGGAGAUUGGGCUAAACCAUCAGAACCCCGAUGCGUCCGAGGUCUACGGAUACCCAUAUUGGCAGAUCUAUCGGCCGGACUGUCAGCGCCUUCUGUCCGAUGGGGCUCGACGGGCUGGUGCGGCGAUCGAAUAUAAAUGUGAGGUCUUAAAGAUUGAUGCAGAGAAAGGCACGGUCUACCUUGCAAACGGUCAAGUACUCGUGGCAGAUGUUGUUGUUUGCGCAGACGGAAUCCGAUCCAAGAUGCGCGGAUUUCUCGUCGGCAAUGACAAGACAGUGCCUGUACCAUUGGGAGAGUACAACUAUCGAGCGAUGAUCCCAGCGGAGGCCAUGAUGAGAGACGAGGAGACAGCAAAGCUUAUGGCCAGUACAGACACCCAGGCAUGGUUCGGACCAAGCCGGUUCCUUGUCGGAUAUCCGAUUUCCAAUAACACGCGUUUCAACCUCGCCAUGGUUGCGCCACUGGAAGACGACACACCAGUGACAGCGUGGAAUCAUCCAGGCGACACCAACGAGCUACGAGCCCAGUUCAGUGAUUUCAGCCCGCUUGUGCAGAAGCUGACUGGCCUUGUCGAGCAGUGCGCAAAGUGGAUGAUCGCCGAAAUUCCCAAACUGAAUGCCUGGUCCAGCCGGUCCGGAAGGAUAGUUCUUCUUGGCGACGCCGCCCAUGCCAUGUCUCCACACGCCGCGCAGGGAGGCGCCAUGGCGAUGGAAGAUGCAGCUGUGCUCGGCGAGGUGCUUUCCACUCUGACAACCUUAGAGGAUCUUCCUCGCCUAGCCGGUCUCUACGAAAGUCUUCGCAAACCCCGUGUCGAACGUGUGGCAGCUAUCGCCAAGGGGAAUGGCAAAGCCUGGAUGUUGCACGAUGGGCCCGAGCAAAUGGAGCGUGAUAGUCGGUUCAGGCGUGUUACGGACGAUUACCUGCAUGGGCAGCGGGAGGUAGGUCGCGAGAAGAUGGCGGAAAGACUGAAAGUCCCUGCGGAUGCGAAUGCAAAAUGGCCGCAGCCUGCCAUGCUGAUGUGGUUGUAUGGCUAUGAUGCAAUGGAAGCUGUCAAUCAGCUCCUUCAGGGUAGCUCGUAG
Molecule: messenger RNA, 1323 nt
Organism: Exophiala aquamarina CBS 119918
Lineage: Eukaryota; Fungi; Ascomycota; Eurotiomycetes; Chaetothyriales; Herpotrichiellaceae
Exons: 3
Coding region: 1-1323 (440 amino acids)
Molecular function (GO): FAD binding; monooxygenase activity
Source: RefSeq, a predicted model, not a curated record